AUGCUGCAAGCCUCGCCGACUACCAUCCACAUCCGGCAACCUCUUUCAAGGCCUGGCACUGCUAUUCAGACUACUCCAUCACCAUCACCUUUAUCCACUCCAGUAACUGAGAUUGGAGACCCACUCGCGGAUACACCGACGCCCACUCUCUUCAUCCGAAGUUCGCACUCACGGCCUUCCCCAUCACCAUCGCCUCUAUCCACACCGGUGACUGAAAUCGAAAACCCCCUUUCAGAUAUCACACCCCAACCCUCGCCCACGACAACUGUUAUCCGUCAUUCACCAUCACCCACAACAACACCAACAACCGAAAUCGAGAACCCUCUUUCAUGUAUCGACGACUUCCCCCUUUCCACCCACUCCUCCCUCCCCACCACCACCACUAGUCCGCCCUCCUCCCCCGACUCCCGCACAACAAUCCUCCUCCUCCACCGCGCCCUCUCCACCUCAACCACCACCAGCCAAACAGACACGCACCUAAUCCGGACCGCACGCCUCGUCCUCGGCCUCGCCGUGCAAAGCGCCGCUGGGCGCAUCCCAGCCGACAUUGCGGAAAAGGUGUCUGCGCAGCUGUUUCCGGAGGAGGGGCAGGAAGUCAUGGGUAAAGAGGAGUUUGAGGCGUUUGUCAAGGGAAGUGUGGAGAGGGGCGAGGUUAGUGUGGUUAGGGGAGCGCAGAUAUUGGAGUUGGUUGGGGCGAGUAUUAGUUGGGUGGGGGAUGGGGAUGAGGAUGAGGAUGAGGAUGAGGAUGAGGGCGUGUAG
This is a messenger RNA of Alternaria arbusti, 759 nucleotides long. RefSeq lists its product as uncharacterized. The coding region runs from base 1 to 759 and encodes 252 amino acids. The transcript has a single exon. The record is from RefSeq and is a predicted model, not a curated record. NCBI's taxonomy places the organism in Eukaryota, Fungi, Ascomycota, Dothideomycetes, Pleosporales, Pleosporaceae.